AUUUUAAAAAAAUUUAUUUUAGGUUUUGUUUUUCAUCACUACAAGUGCUAAAAAGUGAGUCGAGUUGAGUGACACUAGCAGCGCGUUUGAUCAUAUUGACAAAAAAAAUGGGGAGUAGUGAAGAAGAAUAUCGGACGCUGCUAGUAGGACUUGACUCGCAUGCUCGGAUUCCAGACUUGUCAUCGAAUGCGGUGGAAGAGUUUUUACUGACAAAUAAACCGGUGGCGAUCCGGUGGUACCCACGGCUCAUGUGUUGGGAAUCGAGGAUGCUAUGGCUGCUUUCGGGUUCAUCCAUCAUCGUGUCGAUUUUCAAUUACAUGCUCAGUUUUGUCUCUCUGAUGUUUACCGGUCAUCUUGGUGCUUUAGAACUCGCGGGAGCUUCCAUUGCCAGUGUUGGAAUUCAAGGUCUUGCUUAUGGAAUCAUGUUGGGCAUGGCAAGCGCAGUCCAAACUGUUUGCGGUCAAGCCUAUGGAGCAAAAAAAUACGGAGCAAUGGGUAUAAUAUUACAAAGAGCGGUGAUCCUCCAUGUUGGAGCGGCCAUCCUCCUGACAUUCCUAUAUUGGUUCUCGGGCCCUAUCCUGAAAGCAAUAGGCCAAACGUAUAGCAUAGCCGAAGAGGGUCAAAUUUUUGCACGCGGAUUGAUACCCCAACUUUAUGCAUUCGCGAUAAGUUGCCCAAUGCAAAGGUUCCUUCAAGCACAAAACAUUGUGAACCCUUUGGCAUAUAUAGCAGUUGGGGUAUUUUUGUUGCACAUUUUGCUGAGUUGGCUAGUGGUGUAUGUGUUGGACUAUGGGUUGAUUGGGGCUGCACUUACUCUGAGUCUUUCAUGGUGGUUUUUGGUGAUAAUACAAGGGCUUUACAUUCUAUUCAGCCCACGUUGUAAGGAAACUUGGACUGGUUUCUCUAUGAAAGCUUUUAGAGGGAUUUGGCCUUAUUUCAAGCUCACUGUUGCUUCUGCUAUUAUGUUGUGUUUGGAGAUAUGGUACUUCCAAGGACUUGUGCUUAUAUCAGGCUUGCUUCCCAACCCUACAAUCUCACUAGACUCUAUCUCCAUUUGUAUGAAUUACUUGAACUGGGACAUGCAGUUUAUGUUGGGCCUUGCUGCAGGAGCCAGUGUUCGAGUCAGCAAUGAACUUGGGGGAGAGCAUCCGUUGGUUGCAAAGCUUUCCGUGUUCGUAGUGAGCGGAACCAGUAUCCUCAUCAGUAUAAUUUUCACUGCCAUUGUUCUGAUAUUUAAGGUUGAAUUGAGCAAACUCUUCACAAGCGACUCUGAAGUUAUUGAGGCCGUGUCCAAUUUGACCCCAUUGCUUGCCAUCUCUGUUUUCCUCAAUGGCAUUCAACCCAUACUUUCAGGGGUGGCCAUUGGGAGUGGAUGGCAAGGUGUAGUGGCAUAUGUUAAUCUUGCCACUUACUAUAUUAUUGGUCUCCCAAUUGGAUGUGUUCUUGGCUUCAAAACUAGCUUAGCUGCAGCUGGGAUCUGGUGGGGGAUGAUAAUUGGAGUUCUCUUGCAGACAAUAGCUCUCUUGAUUAUAACAGCCAGAACUAAUUGGGAUGCUGAGGUUGUAAAAGCUGCAGACCGGUUGAAGCAUUCUGCAAACGAAGAAGCUUUACUCCUUGUGGACAACAUAUGACUCACAAAUUUUGGUGUUACAUAGGCAGUUAGUCUUUGUUUCAACCUCCAGAGUGAAACUGCUAGUGACCAAACCAUACAGUUCAACCUAUGUUGUUGUUCUUAUUUAUGUUUCUCUCUUUCCCAUUCACUCUCUCUCUCUCACUCUGUGUGUGUGUUUUUUCUUUCUUUCUUUCUUUUUCCUCUCUUCUUUUUUGUUUUUUCGCACAACUAAAUGGAAUGAGGCUUUUUGUUGACAAGUGAUAGUUAUUUGUUGGUCCCGCUCGUGGAAAUGCAGUUUUGGCAAAAACAAAAACAAAAUACUUUGGCUUUA
Molecule: messenger RNA, 1943 nt
Organism: Camellia sinensis
Lineage: Eukaryota; Viridiplantae; Streptophyta; Magnoliopsida; Ericales; Theaceae
Source: RefSeq, a predicted model, not a curated record